Arabidopsis thaliana (thale cress) is the source of this 1128-nucleotide messenger RNA. RefSeq names its product F-box family protein. NCBI's taxonomy places the organism in Eukaryota, Viridiplantae, Streptophyta, Magnoliopsida, Brassicales, Brassicaceae. The record is from RefSeq and is marked reviewed. Bases 1 to 1053 code for a protein of 350 amino acids. The transcript has a single exon.
AUGAUUCCUGAAGACCCUUUGGUCGAAAUUCUCCUAAGAUUGCCUGUGAAAUCACUAGCGAGAUUUCUAUGCGUAUCCAAGCGUUGCUACUCAAUCAUCCGCAGUCGACAUUUCAUCAACUUAUACCAAUCUCGAGCCUCUACUCGUGAGUCACGUGUCAUGUUUGCUUUCCGUGAUACAAACACAUUUUUUCGCUGGAAUUUCUUCUCGUUAUCUCAACCACCUUCUUCAGUUACCAAUAUCGAUAGUACUUCUUAUUGUAUGCCUGUUUGCGUCAAUGGCUUGAUAUGUGUCGAACACAUGUUUCGACUGUGGAUAUGCAAUCCUGUCACGAAAAAGAUCACACUUUUUCCCGAUUGCGGUCCCCGUAAACAAUUCACGACAUGGUAUAUGGGAUAUGAUCCAAUCAAUUAUCAAUACAAGGUCUUGUAUUUGUCAAGAGAACAUUUAAUAGCUCCUUAUAUAGUGGAAGUGUUCACAUUUGGAGAUGAAGGUUCGUGGAGAAUGAUCGAGGCCGAUGAGAAUUUCCACUCUCCAGAAACCAGAGGAGUAUGCACCCACGGGGUUCUGUAUUAUGGUGCUUAUACGGGGGAUGGAGCGAAAAUUGUGAGGUUCGAUGUGAGGACGGAAAAGUUUGGUAAGUUCAUUGAAAUGCCGGCCGAGGCUUGUAGUAUUCAUGGUGUCUAUUUGGGUCUCUAUACCCUUUUGGACUACCAAGGGAAGUUAGGUUUACUUGCUACACAAGCUACAAGCACAUAUGAUUUAUGGGUUUUGGAAGAUGCGGAGAAACAUGAGUGGUCUAAGGUUUCUAUCUUCAUAACUCGAGAGAUGUGUCCGUAUGAUCUUAUUUGGCCAGGUGUGGUGGGUUUUGUUGCUGGUAGUGGUGAGCUUAUAGUUACUGCUCGUGAUGAGCUUGGUCAGUUUCAUAUUCUCUAUGUUGAUCUCAAGAAGAAUCGUUCGAGGGAAGUUUGGUUCGAAGAAAUCACACCCUCGUUUGGAUCAGCUCUGGUGCUUGCUUUCACGGAUUACGUUGAAAGUAUUGUCUUAAUGUGAUAAGAACAAGAAGAGUGAAGAGUGAUCUUGUCCUUACAUCACAUGCAUCACAUGAGUGUAUGGAUUCUUCUUUUU